This is a messenger RNA of Pantherophis guttatus, 3676 nucleotides long. The record is from RefSeq and is a predicted model, not a curated record. NCBI's taxonomy places the organism in Eukaryota, Metazoa, Chordata, Lepidosauria, Squamata, Colubridae.
UUUUCUACUUUGGCAUAAAAGUCCUGGAAUAUCUCAGUGGCUUCCUAAUCCCAUUGCUAACUAGAUAUAACUGGUGGAAACAGCCAAGCUUUCCCUGUUGAACUGAGGACUGGAUUGCAAUUGCCUUUAUAAAAAGUUUUUUUUUUUUUCUACUUUGGCAUAAAAGUUCUAGAAUAUCUGAGUGGCCUUCUAAUCCCAUUGCUAACUAGAUAUAACUGGUGGAACACAGCCAAGCUUUCCCUGUUGAAUGCAUGCCUGUCAGGAAGUCUUCAAAAUGCCACCCAGCGCUAGAUUUGGUGGUAAAAGACUUGCUGGUUUUGAAUUAAAUUGCUAGGGACAGCUAGUUUUGGGGAGACUGAGGCAGGACUGGGUUGCAAUUGCCUUUAUAAAAAGUUUUUUUUUUCUACUUUGGCAUAAAAGUCCUGGAACUUCUGAGUGGCCUCCUAAUCCUAUUGCUAACUAGAUAUAACUGGUGGAACACAGCCAAGUUUGUUUAGGUUUUAGUAUUUGUUGGAUGGAUUUGGGAGUAAAGUAUUUUUUUAAUACCUUGACUAGAAAUGUGCUGUUGGGGUCAUAUUUUGCAAAUUGAAAAGUAGAUAAGAAAUGGCUUUUCAGAGCAGGAUUCACACAAUACACUUCUCUUGCUUAAUUAAGAACGACGUACUCAGUCUAAUUUUGUUUGAAUAAUAGAUUAACCCUAAACAAGCUGAGCUAAGAUAUGGUUAAUUGUCUCAAUUAAAUAUGAACCAUGUAUGGGAAUCUAUCCCAAUAUCACCUAAGCAGAGAAUUUUUCUAAUCUGUUUGCUGAUCCUUUUAUGGUGAAAAUAUUAGGAGCUGAGCUGCUGAUCUUCCAGUUGCAAAGGAUACAUUUUCUUUCUUCAUUUCCCCCUUUACUGAAAAAUCCUGUUCAAUAAGAAAUCCAAAAUAAUGUCAAUUUCAAAACUGUAUGAUUUGAACACGUCUUUAAGCUUUUCUGAAUUUGCAAUCAUGAACAUCAAUGAUUUUGUGAUACUCCCUGGUUCAAAAACUGGAGUUUCUGUAAAACUGAAGGAAAAAAGUGUACGGGAGCUGCAAUUGGAAAAAGUUCAGCUGGAACUUGAAAAUAAGGAAAUGGAGAAGAAACUGAAGCAACUACAAUCAAAUAUGAGCCGAGAGAAACAAGACAGAGGGCGAACAAAUGGGUAUCGAUGGAAAUCAGGUCACACUAGUCUAAAUACACAACCACACAUUUUACAAGACAAAGAAAAUGCUAUAAAGGUUCCUUCAGCCAAAGUAAAAUUGAGGCUACUUAAAGAACAUAUUCCAGCUUCAGAUGCAGCCAAACAGCCAUUUCUACAUAAAACAGCAAAUGAUGCAGCCACUGAAAGGCCUAAAGUGAAGGGCAAGGCAUGUGGUCAAUGCGAGAUGAAGAUUGCAUUGCUAGUGUGUUUAGAAUGUGGAGAAGAUUAUUGUCCUAGUUGCUUUGCCAGAAUACACCAGAAGGGAGCACUGAAACUCCACAGAACAACUUAUUUGCAGGGAAAAGCACAUAUCCCAGUUGGAAAACUGGAAGCUGCACAGCAGUUCCUGAAAACUGUCAAUCCGUCGGAGACUAAUGACUACAUAAAUAAUGGACAGGAAAAAAAAGUGACCAAUGCAGUAGAGGAUAUGGUUGCUGUUCCUCCACCUUCACCAAAAAUACCAACAGAUAAUACUGAGACACAGUCUACAGUAUCUUCUACCGAAGGCUGGGCUGAGAUUCAAAGCGGUGGAUUUUUGCUGCAUGGCACCUUUGAUGAAAACGAAUCUGCAAAGUCUUUUCAAGAAGCUCUGAAUCAGUGGAGAAGUGGAAAUUGUUCCCAGAAAAGUAAAGAAGAACGUUCCUGCCAGGUUGGGUCAGAAAAUUCAGGUACAUGUCAGGUGCAGACGAGCCCUCCAAUUAUGAAGAAGUCUAUUGAAAUUGAAUUCAAAGAAGAUAGCUUGAACUAUAUGGAAAGAUUAUUAAUUAAGAAGCAUAGAAGAGCUCCAAACGAUGAAUUGUCAUAUAACAUUAUAGUGGAUGAACUAAAACUCAAGGAAUCAUUGUCAAAUGGAAUUCCUGAUACUUGGAACAGAGAAAAGGAAGAAGAGGAGACGGAGAAGGAGAAGGAGGGGGAGGAGGAAGAGGAGGAGGAGGAAGAAGACAUAAUAAAUGCUCGUGAAAUAGCUAUAGAAAUGAAAAAGUAUUGGGCAGAUGUAUUGGAACAAGAAGAGCCUGGGACUGUUCUUACAAGUUCUGAACCUUCUUUGAAAAUCAAGAUCCUUGAUGAUGCUUGUAAAGAAGAGACCGAAGAAGAAUCCACUAAUUUUAUAGUAAUGGAAGCUGGGUCUGAUGAGCUGAUAUAUUAUGGUAGUUCUAUGUCAAAAACUCAGAAGACUGAACCAGAUGUUUUUCUGCCUCCCUUCAACAAUAUGAUUACAAGGUCACCUCUUUCUUCUAUAGUUAACAGAGAAAAGGGCUUAACUUUUCUUUGUAGCAGACAUGAAGAAACUCCUAAAACAAGAACAUCUUCACAGUUUGAAAGAGCUGAUGUUGCUGGUAGUUGUUCCUGUAGAGAAGAAAUGACUCCGAACUCCUUAUCUGAAAGAGCAAUAACAAAAGACAAGAGUGGUAAAAUCAAAAAGAAAAGCUUUUGCAUGUCAAAUGAGCAGACACCAAGUCCUCCUCAACUGGCUGCCAGCAAAUCUUUCCCAGCAAUGGAGUUAGUUAAAGAAAACAAUGUGUCUCAAGGCAUGCAUGAUGCUUCACCAGUUAUUCCAGAAUAUUCUUUGUUGUCACAGGUAGCUCUAAGAGAGAAACCUGUUUGUAACCCAUACAAAGGACUUGAAGAAUUUUUUACAAUGGGUUCAAAUUGUCUACAACUUAAGAUGAAAUCCGUUCCUUCACCAUACAAGGCCCAAGAUUCUCCAAAGAACAUCAUUUCAUUUUCAGGACCUGAGCAGUGGACAAGGCACUUGAGUCUAGGGGAAUGUGCUGAUGAAUGUGUAGUACAAGAAAUAUUGAACAAUGAGCUUGGUAGACCAUUAACUAGACUGGGAAGGCAAACUCCAUGUACAAGACUUUCUCAGUCAAACUUAUCCAUUGGUAAUGCUUCCUCAAGACCUUUUUCUGCAAAUAUUCCCCUUUGCAAAAUGGUUAAACACCAUCCUCGCCCAUCUUCAGUCAUUGAGACAGGAUCCAAACAUUUAAAUACACAACCUUUAUCUCAAGCGGCUUUUGAAAUUUCAGAAAUUUCAGGCAUUGAUGUCACUGAGAAUGAUGAUCCUUCUUUAGAGUAUCACACCAGUCAACAAACCCUAACAGAUUUAGACCAUGAAUUAAAGAGUAUUUCAGAUUCCUGGGAAAAUCUCAAUGGUUUAAACCGUGGAGACUUCAACAGAUAUUCAAAAAUCACAUAUCGGGAUUUGCAUAACAACUAUGAAUUAAAAGACUGUAGUCAAGGUGACGCUGUAAGCUUCUAUGAUGAACAUUAUACAGAUGAUGAGGAAGACAAGAUGGACAGACAACAGGUUUCUUGUAUUCCUUUCAAUAGAGGCUGACUUCAUUUAGAUGGAUCAUUAAAGAAAUUAAUCAUUGGUGUCACACAAGUCUGACAUGCAGUUUCUAUUGACAAAUGUUUAUCUCUUGCAAUAAAAAAAGCAACUUUUAUUAUCACAA